CAUUGUCAAUUGUCAAAAUAUUCACAGUGAAAAUAGGUACUUACAUCGAGAUCAAAAAUUCGUCAAUUGUUAUUAAUUUACACCGAAAAUCAACUUCAGUUAUUUUCGUUUAUUAUUAUAUUGUUCUAAAACCAUAAACAGCCAUAAUGUCAAGCUCUGGUAAAGGGACUUUUCAACCGGAUUCUGAUGUUCACAUAUCAUACGAAGAUCAGCAGAAAAUAAAUAAAUUCGCUCGUCUUAACGCUAAAUUAGAUGAUUAUAAAGAUGAACUUAAAGUUAAACAAAAUGAUAUGAAGAAUUUGGAAGAAGCUGUAGAAGAGCUAAGUCUUGCUGAUGACUCAGAGAAAAUUCCGUAUUUAAUUGGAGAAGUAUUUGUUUGUCAGAGUCUCGAAGACACUUUGAUAUCCUUAGAAACUGCAAAAAGUAAAAAGGAAAAUGAAAUAAGUGAAUUAGAAACUAAAUGUGAAGAACUUAAAUCACAGAUGAGUGAAUUAAAAGCACAUUUGUAUGGCAAAUUUGGUAGUCAUAUAAAUUUGGAAAAUGAAGAAGAUUGAAAUAAAAAUACUGUUUGCCUAUUAGACACAUAUAUUUUGCUGAUAACACAGAUUUUUGUAUUAAUUACUUGGAGUACACAAUUAACUUCCCUAUGCUUUUAAGAAUAUUUAUUUGUUCAGUGUCAUGUAUUAACAUAAAAUAUCAAUAUAGGACACUAAAUUACUCUA
This is a messenger RNA of Galleria mellonella (greater wax moth), 722 nucleotides long. It is a transcript of the gene Pfdn4, whose product is annotated as probable prefoldin subunit 4. Gene Ontology annotation, biological process: protein folding. The record is from RefSeq and is a predicted model, not a curated record. Bases 147 to 554 code for a protein of 135 amino acids. NCBI's taxonomy places the organism in Eukaryota, Metazoa, Arthropoda, Insecta, Lepidoptera, Pyralidae. The transcript is spliced from 3 exons. Gene Ontology annotation, cellular component: cytoplasm; prefoldin complex.